Amphimedon queenslandica is the source of this 788-nucleotide messenger RNA. RefSeq names its product alpha-actinin-1-like. The transcript is spliced from 7 exons. Gene Ontology annotation, molecular function: protein binding. The annotation marks the transcript as partial. The record is from RefSeq and is a predicted model, not a curated record. Lineage: Eukaryota; Metazoa; Porifera; Demospongiae; Haplosclerida; Niphatidae.
UUUAGUCACUGGAUUUUUAGUAGCCUCUUUGGUCUGGUCUAUCCGAAUCUCCCCUCGGAUCUCCCCCUCUUUCUCCUGCUGUUCUUGAUGCUGCUGUCUGUUCCUCCUACAGGGAAAUGGCUUCACUAGAGCAGUCCAGAACUAAACUAGCCGGUGAGGCUGAUCUGGUUCAGAAGAAGGCCUUCACUAAGUGGAUCAACUCGCACCUCGAGAAGGUGGGACUAGAAGUACGAGAUCUUUUUGAAGACCUCAGAGAUGGUACGAAACUAUUGACCCUCUUGGAACUGUUUACCGGAAAGAAAAUGCAUAGAGAGAAAGGGAAGAUGAGGGUCCAUCACAUUCAAAAUGUGAAGACUGCCAUAAAUUACCUCACAGACGUGAGAAAAAUAAGGAUUGUUGGUAUUCCUGUUGAAGAGAUUGUGGACGGUAACAGGAAAUUGACACUGGGUCUGGUGUGGAUGCUAAUAUUAAACUUUCAGUUAUCUGGAGCUCUUCCUUCCAAACCUGGUCAAAGACCAAAGUCUCCAAUGGAAGUCUCAGCCAAAGAAAUAAAAAAAGAAUUACUGCAGUGGGCCAAAGCUGCUACAGAAGGCUAUGAUGAGGUCAGUGUCACUAAUUUCCACAGAAGUUGGAACGAUGGUUUGGCAUUUUGUGCCAUCAUAAACAGGCACAGACCAGAUCUCCUGGACUAUGAUGAUUGUCUUGGUAAUCCUCCUUUGGAUAAUUUUGAAGCUGCUUUCUCAACGGCAGAGAAAGAGCUCGGAGUCAUUAGGUUUCUAGACCCAGAG